Messenger RNA from Octopus sinensis (East Asian common octopus), 3189 nucleotides. RefSeq names its product zinc finger protein OZF-like. The record is from RefSeq and is a predicted model, not a curated record. The transcript is spliced from 2 exons. Bases 742 to 2322 code for a protein of 526 amino acids. Gene Ontology annotation, biological process: negative regulation of transcription by RNA polymerase II; regulation of immune system process; regulation of cytokine production. Lineage: Eukaryota; Metazoa; Mollusca; Cephalopoda; Octopoda; Octopodidae.
CCAGCUACAACAACAAAGAUAGCUUAUAGCUGCAAUAACAACAACAGCCGUGGCAGUAGUCGCUGUGAGGUGACUACAACAACAAAGGCAAUCAUAGCUACAACAACAACAAAAACGACGAGGACAGCCGUAGUAGUCGCAGUGAAAAGCUACAACAAUAAGAACAGCCGUAGUAGUAGUAGUAGUAGUAGUAGCAGCAGCAGCAGCAACAAUGAGCUAACAACAACAACAACAACAGGAAUGUCAAUAGCAGCAGCAGCAGCAGUGAACUAGUUACAACAAUAGCAGCAACAUUUAAUACUAGUGCAGUCUAACUGUAGGCUGUAUUUGUACAAGAACAAUGGCAAUGCAAUAUAGUAGCAAGCAAGGCAGCUGUACAACAACAACAACAGCAACAACAACAACAACUGCAGUGUCGUAGCAACAUGAUACAGUUGAAUCAAAACACAAAAGAUUCAAGGUUCAGUGUGAAAGGGACGUGCCUGUAGCUGUUGCUCUCUCUCUUUCUCUCUUUGACUCCCUCGGUCCACUGGAUGGAUGGAUGGAUGAUAUACCAGGCAAACUUGAAGUCUGGACAGCUGGAUGGAAUGAAGAUUGCCGGAUCAAGCAAUGAAUAUUUCUGAGGAUUUUGCAGUCAGCUGACAUCAACAAUGAUUUGUUAUGAAACUUCAAAGAAAUUUAAUAAAUCUGUGAAAUGAACUCUGUUUAAAUAUUGAUCCAAUUUCCGUUUUUCUAACCAAGAUGGCUGAGUGUGAAGUGUCAGUGCCUCCUCUAAAUGAUACAAGCAAUUCUGUGCCAAGUGAUCAUAAUUUCCCAGAUCACAGUAUGUACAAUGACAGUUCAAUUAAUUUCCGUGAACAUAUUGGAUCCACAACUCCAAUGUUGGACAAUCAACGAAGGAAGUGGCUUGAAGGUGGUGUGAGCCACUCGGAAGUAAACAGUGAUAUGCUGCUGCCACUCUCUGAGCAAGGGUUUGUUCACAAAAGAAUGAUGGAUUCUGGCAGCAAUAUUGCUAAUGAACAUAUGUACAAGAACAUCCCAACUUCCAAUAGUCAACAUGGCAACAGACAUUACGAUAUGAAAGAGAAUCCAAUCAGAUGUAAAUAUUGCCAGAAAAUCUUUUCACAGCCAAUCUUGUUGCAGCGUCAUAUGAAAUGCCAUUCUAUGCUUGGCACCAUACAUUAUGGAUCUAUUCAGUGUGACUAUUGUCAGAAGACAUUUUCAAAAUCUGCUCAAUUAACAAGGCAUCUCAAGACCCAUUACGGGAUGACAUUUAAAUGCAACGUUUGCGAGAAGCUUUUGUCAACUGCUAGUAGUUUGAACAUACACCUUCGUACACACACAGGUGAAAAAAGCUAUGAAUGUGAGACCUGUCACAAGAUGUUCUCCACAUCGGGAAGUCUUUUGGUGCACAAACGUACACAUACAGGGGAGAAAAGGUAUCGGUGUGAUCUGUGCGAGAAGUUCUUCACAACUUCCGGCAGCCUUCUAGUGCAUCUUCGUUCCCAUACAGGUGAGAAGAAUUACCAGUGCAAGUUUUGUGAAAAACUUUUCACAACCUCUGGAAGUCUUCUUGUGCACAUCAAGACUCACACGGGAGAGAAGCGUUUCCAGUGCAAAUUCUGCGACAAGAUGUUCAUCACGUCUGGCAGUCUCACUGUGCAUUUACGAUCCCACACUGGCGAAAGACCCUACAAAUGUGUAUAUUGUGAAAAAUGCUUCACCACUUCCAGUAGUCUUGGUGUGCACACACGAUCCCAUACAGGGGAGAAGCGACACCAGUGUGAACAUUGCUUCAAACUAUUUUCAACGUCUAGCAGUUUGGCUGUGCAUCGCAAAGCACAUUACAACUUAUCAAUAUCUGCUUCGUCACCAGUUGCUUGGCGUAACCCAGGAAAAUCAUAUAGUUGCAAUAUUUGUUGUAAAGUGUUUCUGUCAUCAGAUGCUCUUGUUAGUCAUGAAAGGAAGCAUACAAAAAAACCAUUCCGUUGUGAAUUGUGUUAUGAAGACUUUGCUACUAAACCUACAUGCACGCGCCAUUGGAAGACCCAUCUCGGAGAGAAACCCUUUCACUGUAAGCACUGUAAUAAGACGUUGUACACGAAAAUCAAAUAUCUCCUCCACUUGCUCGAUGUGAGUCGAUACAAGCCCUAUGAAUGUUCUCAUUGUCAGCAAAUAUUCUCUGAUAUUUCUGCCCUGGAAAAACACGUAGAUGACCACCAGUUGAAUCUUGGAACGUCAUUCAGCUUAACCCAGAGUCUUUUAGAGCUCUCAUCUUCCAAUGAAAAGCAGCAGAUGCACUCUGGAAAGAUGAUAAAAUAGCAGGGCUAGAAACAUCAAGAUCUUCUUUAAUGGAUGGAGAUAGACACAUAGAGAUGUUAAUGGAGUCAAAUAAACUUACAAACAAUUCUACCACUCAUGCCAAGUUAAACCAUCAAAAUUCAAACAGAAUUCCAAAUGAGGAACAUCCUUGGAAUGUUUCGUGUUCAGACGAGGAGGAUUGUGAAACUCUAGCAGAAAUGGAAAACGAAGAUUCAACAGUGCCCAAAUUAUAUAAAUGCAGUCAUUGCGGAAUGGCCUUUAGUAAAACUAAAUUCCUGUAUAUUCAUGUUAAAAACUUCCAGAAACUAAGAUCUUUUCACUGUGCAUACUGCUCUUUGAUGUUCUCUCAGCUUACUUUGCCAAAACAUGCCAAAGAAUGUGAGAAAGCUAAUGAAAUCCAACAGGCUGCAUACAAUGCUGAGUACGAAGUACCACAAACCAAGCAGAACAGUUUAACACAUCUGGCCCUUCCUAAUUCUGAUGUGCCUCCCUUCACAAGGCCAAUACAUAUGGGCAUGACAUCAUCCAUGGGUCAUCACCACCACCACCACCAUCACCACCACCAUCACCACCGCCAUCACCAUGACCAUAAUAUGUCCACUUUGAACAUGAAUGUUAAAUCAAAUUCUUCAGUCUGUCCUAAAAUGUCCAAAACCGGAGAUAUGAUGAAACCAUUAGGAUACUUGUCCUAAGGCUUCAUAUAAUCCAUUUAGAACAACAUUUGCUCCCUGCCCUUUAAUUUCCAAACCUUGGAGUGGUGUUUGGAAUGAGAAUUAUAUAAAAAAAAAGGGGAAAAAAAAAAAGAAAAACAUAAGCAUAUUUAUUGCUUGAAAUGAAUAAGUAAAGUUUUGUUGUAAAAAAAAAAAA